This is a messenger RNA of Arachis ipaensis, 2004 nucleotides long. Its product is annotated as putative UDP-glucosyl transferase 73B6. Lineage: Eukaryota; Viridiplantae; Streptophyta; Magnoliopsida; Fabales; Fabaceae. Gene Ontology annotation, molecular function: UDP-glucosyltransferase activity. The record is from RefSeq and is a predicted model, not a curated record.
AUAAUGUCUAGCAUAAACACCAUUCGGCUAGAGAUUUUAGAUUUAUACACCAUUCGGCUAGAGAUUUUAGAUUCGGCCAAGAGUAAUUUGACUGGUUUUUGGCUUAUAACUCUUGUUCCUAACAUUGUUGUUUAUUUAAUAUUUAACCUGAACUCGUGCAAAACGCGCCCUGCAACUUCAAUCUUUAAUCUUCUACUAUAUAUGAACAGAACAAACCACAGCCAAAUUCUAUAGUAAAAUUACCAACAUUACAACAACAAUGGGCAAGGAGAACCGCCAACUUCAUGUUCUUUUCUUCCCGUUCUUUGCUAACGGUCACAUAAUCCCAUGCGUUGACUUAGCCAGAGUCUUCGCCGCAAGAGGAGUGACAUCCACCAUAGUCACCACCACACACAACGCACCCUUCAUCUCAAGAACGAUAGGAAAAUCCCAAAUUACCCUCAGAACCAUCAAGUUCCCGCCACCAGAGGAAACUGGCUUGCCUGAAGGCUGCGAGAAUUCAGAGUCGGCAUUCGCACCGGAUAAGCUCAUCAAGUUCAUGAAAGCCACCGUGCUCCUUCAACACCCAUUCGAGCAAGUGCUGCAAGAACUGCAUCCGAAUUGUGUUGUUGCAGAUAUGUUCUUCCCUUGGGCCACAGACUCCGCCGCCAAAUUCGGGAUUCCAAGGAUCGUGUUCCAUGGGUUGGGCUUCUUCCCCUUGUGCGUUUCCGCUUGCAUCAGAACUUACAAGCCACAAGACAAGGUUUCAUCCUACACAGAACCUUUCUUGGUUCCCAACCUUCCCGGCGACAUAACUCUGACCAAGAUGCAGUUGCCACAAAUCCCUCGAGAUGACGAGGUAUUCUGCAAGUUGCUUGAUGAUUCCAACGAAUCGGAGUUGAAGAGCUUUGGUGUGAUCGCCAACAGCUUCUACGAACUGGAACCAGUUUACGCCGAUCAUUACACCAAGGAGCUUGGCAGAAGAGCAUGGUCGUUGGGUCCAGUUUCUCUAUGCAAGAGGGAGACGGAGGAAAAAGCAAGCAGAGGAAGCGAAGCACAAAGAAACCAAACUCCGUUAUUUAUGUGUGCUUUGGAAGCAUGACAACGUUCCCAGACGCUCAGCUUAAACAGAUCGCGAUGGGUCUAGAAGCUUCGAAUCAUCCAUUCAUCUGGGUAGUGAACAAAGGAUCAAAAAAGAACGAAGAACAAGAUGAGAAGAAGUUAGAGUGGCUUCCAGAAGGGUUUGAAGAUAGAAUGGAAGGGAAGGGGCUGAUCAUAAGAGGUUGGGCGCCGCAAGUGAUGAUUCUUGAGCACGAAGCAGUUGGCGGGUUUGUUACGCAUUGCGGUUGGAAUUCGACGUUGGAAGGUGUUUGUGCCGGGGUGCCGAUGGUGACGUGGCCGAUGUAUGCAGAGCAGUUUUAUAAUGCGAUGUUUGUGAGGGACAUAGUGAGGAUUGGGGUUGGUGUUGGGGUUCAAACGUGGGUGGGGAUGAUGGGAGGUGAGCCGGUGAAGAAGGAGGUGAUAGAGAAGGCGGUGAAGAGGGUGAUGGAAGGUGAGGAAGCAGAGGAGUUGAGGAGAAGAGCGAAGGAGCUUGGGAAGAAGGCUAAAGAAGCUGUGGAGGAAGGUGGAUCGUCUUAUUCGCAAUUCAACUCUUUGAUUGAGGAUUUAAGAUCGCGUGCUCGAUGAGCUAGUCAAGUAUCUGCACUGAGGAGUACUAGGGCAAGUAAUUUUUGUGAUUUGUAGCCAUCAAAUAGUCAUUAAUAAUGAUUUUAAUGGUAUAAAAUUAGUGUGAGAUUUCAUCAAAUAAUUCACUUUUCUUUACUAGUUACUUUGCUAGUUACAUGUUGGUUAGAAUUUGAUAAAAUUGCUAGUCCUAGACUUUUCCUUCAAUUAUGGCAUGAAGUCAUUUGAGAGAUGCAAUUUGGAAUAUCUAUUUGACCUUAAGUCCAUACAUGCUUGUAUUGUAUUGUAUUCACCAUUUUGAAAUAAUAAUAAUAAUAAUAGUUCUAAAAUAAUUACCGUGGA